AUGAAUGAAUUUUCAUCAGAUAUAAUAAAAGAAAUUUUAAAAUUCUUAACUUACAGAGAUGUUAUAAAAAAUAAAUAUUUGAUCAAUAAGGAAUUUUAUUAUGCUCUAAAUUACAAUGAUUUAUGGAAAUAUUUUUAUAAAUAUGAAUAUUAUGAGGAUUCAAUUAAUAGAAAAAGAAAUGAUCCAUUUAAAGAAUUAUUUUAUAUUAGAUGCAUAGAGAAAAAAAAAAAUAAAUAUAUUGAUUUACCUAAAUCAGCACAAGAACAAUUUUUAGAUAUGGAAGCUUCAUUGCUUUCAUUAAAAGAUUGUUCACUGAAUAGUUUUAAUAAUUAUGAUUUAUAUAAUGAUAAUAGCAAUAAUUGGUAUAACAAUUUUAAUAAUUCAUUAAAUAUAUUUCAUUUAAAUUAUAAUACUAAUAUACAACUUAAAAGGCACUCAUUAUCAUAUAAGAAUACUUGUAAAACUGAGGAAAAAAUUAGUUCUAUUAACGAAGUAUCAAAUUUAGAAAGUGUAAUUAAAAAAAAAAAUGAAAAUAAUUUAAAUAUGAAAAUACGACUUACAUACGAAAAUGUUUCAAAUCAAGAUAAAAAUAUUCACAUAUGUUCAUUUAAACACUGUGAAUUUCAGUUUAUUCAAAAAAAUAAUUUAUAUAUAUGUUUAACAAGUAAAAAUUUUCAUGUGUGUGAUGAUAAAUGCGAUUUAUCUAUUUUUUCAGAUAUAGAAUGGGGUUAUCUAGUAUGCCCAAUAUCUGGUAAAAUGUUUGAUUACUUAUCACAUUUAAAAAGUGGGAACACAUUUUUAAGAAUUAGGAAUAAUAUAAGUUCAUCUUUAAAAUAUAUAUGGCCAAAUAUCAAUGAAAAUUCUUUUCCUUACUAUUCAGACGAAGAAAAAAAUGAAAUAGAAGAGCAAGACGAUCAAGAAAUGGAGCAAUAUUUCGAAUAUUCAAAUAGCUUUUUUAAAAGAAAAAAUAAAAAAAAUAAAUUUUGUUUUAUUUCAAACAUAAAAAAAAAUAACAAAGCAUACAAAAAGAUAAAAAAAAAAGAAAAAUCAGAGAAUUAUAAAAAUAAUUUAUUCAAAAAAAUAUUAAAUUCUUACAAAAAUAAAAAAAAGAACAACACAAAAAAAAUUAUACCAAAGAUGUAA
This is a messenger RNA of Plasmodium gallinaceum, 1143 nucleotides long. RefSeq lists its product as hypothetical. The record is from RefSeq and is a predicted model, not a curated record. Gene Ontology annotation, molecular function: protein binding. The transcript has a single exon. NCBI's taxonomy places the organism in Eukaryota, Apicomplexa, Aconoidasida, Haemosporida, Plasmodiidae. The coding region runs from base 1 to 1143 and encodes 380 amino acids.